This is a messenger RNA of Pyricularia pennisetigena, 1584 nucleotides long. RefSeq lists its product as uncharacterized. Gene Ontology annotation, molecular function: misfolded protein binding; protein-folding chaperone binding. Gene Ontology annotation, biological process: protein folding in endoplasmic reticulum. Lineage: Eukaryota; Fungi; Ascomycota; Sordariomycetes; Magnaporthales; Pyriculariaceae. The record is from RefSeq and is a predicted model, not a curated record. The transcript has 2 exons. Gene Ontology annotation, cellular component: endoplasmic reticulum. Bases 1 to 1584 code for a protein of 527 amino acids.
AUGGUGCGCCUAUCGACGGUGGCAUUGGCGACCGCCGGUGUGCUAUCCCCUAGCACCUGGCUGGCCGCCGCGAUAACAGCCGACGAGAUCCCCAGCGACCUGCCCGUUUCCCAGCUCCUCACCACGGCCCAGGCGCACCUCGCGCGGCGCGAGACCAACGACGCCCUGGUCUACUACGACGCCGCCAUCGCCCGCGACCCCAAGGACUACAUGACGCACUUCAAGCGCGCCACCACCUACCUGAGCGCGGGACGCCUGUCCCACGCCACCGAGGGCUACAACAAGGUCCUCGAGCUCAAGCCCGGGUUCGAGGGCGCCCACCUGCAGCUGGCCAAGAUCAAGCAGCGGUCCGCGGACUGGGAAGGCGCCCUCCAGGACUACAAGGCCGCGGGCAAGACGGCCGGCAAGUCGCAGGAGGUGGACGAGCUGCUCGAGGCCAUGGGCGCCGCCGAGCUGGCCGAGGCGGCCGCAAAGGAGGGGAACUGGGACGAGUGCGUGCAAAACGCUGGCGUGGCCAUCUUGGUGGCCAACCGAUACCUGCAGCUGCGGGAGCUGCGCGCGAUGUGCAGGUUCAACAAGGGCGAGGUCGAGGAGGGCAUCAGCGACCUCCACCAUAUCGCCAACCUAAGCCCCGGCGACGUCACGCCAUGGGUCAAGAUGUCGGCCAUCUCGUUCUACGCGCUCGGAGACAUCAAGGACGGCCUGACGCACAUCCGCAAGUGUCUGCACUCUGACCCGGAGAACAAGGCGUGCAAGAAGCUGUUGAAGCAGGAGAAGGCCAUCAACAAGGUCUUGGAGAAGGUCGAAAAAGCAUUUAGCAAAAAGCAGCCUAUGACGGGCACCAAGAUGCUGAUACCAAACAAGGAGGACCCUGGGUUGAUCAGCGAAAUCAAGGAGGAGGUUGAGACGUUGAGGAAAGACGGCAUAAUACCACCCAAGGCUCCAAACGCCCUCCUCACGAGGGGAGUAGAGCUUGCUUGUCAAGGUUAUUACGAUAUGAACAGCAAAAAGGCCCAGGAGUACUGCGUGGAGGCGCUCAAACUGAACGAGAACUCGGUAUACGGCCUCCUGUACAAGGCCAAGACGCAAGAAGAGAGCGAUGACUACGAGGCCGCCAUCAGGACGCUUGAGAAGGUUUCGGAGCUGGCCCCGGACAAGCACGACCUGGUCCAUGAGCUGCUCCAAAAGGCGCGCAUCGAGCUCAAGCGCAGCAAGACCAAGGACUACUACAAGGUGCUGGGAGUGGCGCGCGACGCCGACGAGAGGCAGAUCAAGUCGGCCUACCGUAAGCUGUCCAAGCUGCACCACCCGGACAAGGCCCACAAGAGGGGCGUCACCAAGGAGGAGUCGGAGAAGAUGAUGGCCUCCAUCAACGAGGCGUACGAGGUCCUCAGCGACCCCGAGCUCAGGGCUCGCUUCGACCGCGGCGACGACCCCAACUCUCAGGAGCAGCAGGGCAACCCAUUCCAUGGCCAUCCGUUCGGCCAACAGUUCAUGUUCCAACAAGGGGGUGGCGGCCAGCAGCAGUUCAAGUUCCAGUUUGGUUCGGGCGGUGGCUUCCCUGGUGGCUUCCCUUUUGGCUAA